This is a messenger RNA of Sinocyclocheilus grahami, 1311 nucleotides long. RefSeq names its product translational activator of mitochondrially encoded cytochrome c oxidase I (gene taco1). The coding region runs from base 294 to 1112 and encodes 272 amino acids. NCBI's taxonomy places the organism in Eukaryota, Metazoa, Chordata, Actinopteri, Cypriniformes, Cyprinidae. The record is from RefSeq and is a predicted model, not a curated record. The transcript is spliced from 5 exons. Gene Ontology annotation, cellular component: mitochondrion.
AUGACGCUUUUAGUGUUUCUUCCUCUUGGGCUCGAGUGGGGUCAAAUUAACUCUGAAUUACAAAAAAAAACUGUGGUUAAUUUGACAUUUUUAAAAUCUAUUUUCGCCAGUAACGAUCACGGAACAUAUUGAAUCAUGGUCCUAAAUCCGUUCUUGAAGUAAUCCCGUUAGAACGUGCGUGUAAGAAACUCGAGGCUUGUAAGCCAAAGACAGCAUGACAUUCUAACAUUUGACCAAAGUCAUUUGCUUUGGACACUUGCAUACCUGCGCAGGUGUUCGGUGAGGGAAGAACAAUGUUAGGAGACAUGAUUCUGAGGGCUUUCAGACUGACAGUGAGGGUGUCUGCAGCCCUUCAGUCAAGCAGAGCUCUGCACUCCAGCCCUGCGCUCUGGGCAGGACACAACAAAUGGUCCAAAGUAAAGGACAUUAAAAUUCCCAGAGAUGCUGCUCGAUCCCGGAUAAUUGCCAAGUACACCAUGAUGAUCAGGAUUGCAGUAAGAGAGGGAGGACCCAAUCCAGAAUUUAAUGUUGCUUUGGCACAACUUCUAGAGCAGUGUCGGAACAAAAAUCUACCGAAAGCCACCAUAGAAGGAGCUAUAAAAGGAGCCAAGUCAAAGCCAGGAGUACAGUAUCUUUAUGAGGCCACAGGACCGGGUGGGUGCACGUUGCUCAUUGAGGUUUUUACUGACAACAACACACGGUCCCAUCAAGAAAUCAAACGUAUCUUGAUGAAAAAUGGUGGGGCAUUGUGUGAAGGAGCACACCGGAACUUUGACAGAAAAGGUGUUGUGGCAGCAUCCAGAGAUGGGGUCUCCUCUGAGAAAGCUCUAGAGCUGGCCAUUGAGGCUGGAGCUGAAGAUGUGCAGGAGAUGGAGGAUGAAGAGGAGCGACCCAUACUACAGUUUAUCUGUGACAUUGUGUCCAUGAAGGCUGUGCGGAGUGCUCUAGAAGGUCUGGGAGUUCAUACGCUUUCAGCCGGUCUGGAGUUUGUUUCUCACACCCCGUCUCUCCUGACUCAGACUCAGCUAGAGACCGCGUCCACCCUGCUGGAUGCUCUCAGUGACUGCCCUGAUGUGGUCCGGGUAUGGGAUAACAUCCAUGCACAGACCUAGAGUUCACAAUGUCAAUUGACAAAUGGAACAACUCACAGAUAGAUGAACUAAUCAAUGAUCUACAUGCCUUAACUGAAAAAAAUUGACCUGCUUGGCCAAAUUGUAUUGGACUUUACUUGGAUUUUCUGUGUGAUGGUAAAGGCUUGAUUGACCUUGUUGAUAUAUCUUCAUCAUGGCAAUAAAGAAGAUAUGUUAGUCA